CUCCAGUAGAUGCACGCGUGAAGCUGGGCGAGAAGGAGCCCCGGCGGCGCGAAACGCAUCUUCUCCUCUUUCGCGGGCGCCGGCGGAUUGCCUAAUGACACCAGAUUUUUACAUCACGGAUCUGAAAAGACCAUCAAAAAGCUCUGUGACCUGAGGUGUGGAGGUGAAAAUUUCUGCAAUGCUUUAAAAAGACUCAUAAGCAAGUCAGUUUGUGGUUAUACACCAUGGAUAGAACCACUGAAAUGCAAAUACCUGCACCAGAUGAACAAUAUUCUGUGUGUUCAUUGCCCUCUCCUGGUUUCGUCUGGGUUGUGUGAAUACAAAAGACAAAAGGAAACCACACAAACCCCCUCUUUACCUACUGAAACAGCCAUUAGGUUCAGUGUUCCAGCUUUGAAGUCUCUAAUAUAUUUUGGCCCAUGAAGAUGGAUUAAGAAGAUGUUGGAUCGUUCUGAAUAAUAGACUUUGCCAAGUUCUUUAUGCAUAGGAGAGAGAGAGGUUUCCUGAAAUGUGAUACCCUUAAUGGAAACAAAUAUCAAGAAAAAGAGUGUGAAUAAAACUUGUAGUAUUCUAUCCAGUGGGGUAGAAGCCCCUAUAGGUAUCUCUAGCACCUCACCUUUAGAACAAGUUUCACCAUCUAAACUGCCAAAUCUUCCCAGAAUUUUUCCCGAAGUAGUAUAUCUAGAAGCUGGAUCCCAGAAAAGGUGACCAGGCACUGCAACAGCAUCACAAUAGUCAAAUUCUUCAGACAUGUCUCAAACACCCUUCACAAGAAGACCUGCCUUCAAGGUAUGCUAUAUCUGUGGCAGAGAAUUUGGGUCACAUUCUAUUGCUAUACAUGAACCUAAAUGCCUAGAGAAGUGGCAUAUUGAGAACAAACAGCUACCAAAGCACCUUAGAAGGCCGGAGCCCAGGAAACCUGAGGUCCUUACGGGUAGUGGUUCCUAUACACUUGCAGAUGAAAAUGAAGCAGCUUAUUGUAGUGCUCAAGCCCAGCUUGUGCCCUGUAGAAACUGUGGCCGAACCUUUUUUCCUGACCGUCUCCCUGUGCACGAGAGGUGUUGCAAAGGAGGUAGCAGUGGUGUGAGGCUACCAAGCACUACCGCUAGUAAAUCUGGUAAAGCACCAGGAUAUGGAACUCGCUCAGCAAGUGGUGAACCAUCUAAGGCCCGUCAAGGAACAAGCAGGGCUGCACCAGCUGUAUCUGACCAGCCAAAAGUGGUAAGACGGCCACCAACAGUGAUUUGCUACAUAUGUGGCCGUGAGUAUGGAACAAAAUCUAUCAGUAUACAUAAGCCACAAUGCCUGAAAAAAUGGCACCAGGAGAAUGACAACCUCCCCAAGCACUUGAGAAGGCCAGAACCCAAAGAGCCUGAAGUCAGAACCAUGCAAGCCAAAGGUUUCUAUGAUCUUGAUGCUUUAAAUGAGGCUGCCUGGACCAGUGCCCAAAGCCAGCUAGUUCCAUGUGAUGUUUGUGGGCGUACUUUUCUUCCAGACAGACUGAUCGUCCACCAGAGGUCCUGUAAACCAAAACCUGCAAAGUGA
Messenger RNA from Hirundo rustica (Barn swallow), 1545 nucleotides. It is a transcript of the gene ZNF475, whose product is annotated as zinc finger protein 475. Lineage: Eukaryota; Metazoa; Chordata; Aves; Passeriformes; Hirundinidae. The record is from RefSeq and is a predicted model, not a curated record. The transcript is spliced from 7 exons.